AUGGGAACUAUAAGCUAUGCCCAAGUUCCUCCGACGGCGGCAACUAUAGCUCUCAACGCCUAUAUCUACGGUUUCGGAGGCCACUCUUUGGUAACGCCUCAUACAGCUCUCAAACAACUGUGGUGGACCGAGGAUCGCAUUGACAGCAAAGUCACAAGGAAGUUUGUCGUAUCACAGAUCANNAAGGGAGAAGAGAGAGACUUCUUGGACAGACCCCUCGCGUUUGGAGAGGGCCUGACAGAUGACACCUACAUGGAAUGGAUUCUAGGUCGAGCGAGGCGACUUUUUCUGAUCUUAGCAGAGAUCGGCAAGCCAGAGCAGAUCUUUGGUCUGAUAGACGACUCACUGGACGAUGACGAUCUACCUNUUUCAUAUGAGAGUAUUGUCGACAUGGACCUUUGUGUUGAGCCAGAUGAGCGCUUGAAUCGAAAAUUUCAUACUACCCAGUUUCUGUACCUUCUACGUCGACUUAAUCAAGGCGGUCAUAUUGAUUAUGGACCUCAAGAACACAUACCUAUGGAGUACGUCCAUAAAGUGCCGCCAGCCGUGUCGCUCCAGAGUUGGGACAGGAUACAUNUUCCCAAAGAUCAUGAGCAAGUUUUUGUCCGGCGCAAAUUCACGUUUGGGACUGGUAACGACAAAGAUGAUCUUCGAGAAGCUUACAUGCAGGAUAUUGCAGAGGCCAAACGUUUGGCUCAUCCUCAUAUUGCUCGGGUGUGGGCAUCUUACACCUCUGGAGAUGCUGGCUACGUCCUCUCUGAUUUUGUGCCGGAGCACACCCUGGCAUCGUUCAUUGCUCAUCGGACGCCUUACCAGUUCAUGCGUGUGCCCCAAGCUGAAAGACCUGUCAUUCUGCUCGAGUGGAUGCAUUGUCUAACUGAUGCGCUCGCCAUGUUACACCAUCGUGGCAUCUCACAUGGCGCCAUAAGACCGUCCAAUAUUCUCAUCGAUCAUGACAACUGUAUCGCAUUCUCUGACAUAGGCGUUCUGCGGACCUUUCAACGUGGCAAANAGGUUGUGAAGAACGAGACUUCAGGUUAUUGUGCACCUGAGGCACAUGUGGAGGAGAAGGUGCGUGGCGUUCACUUUGCCGAUUCGCUGAGCAGUACAAUCCACAUCAAGCGCGGCUCCGAUGAUAGUACCUUGAGUGGAGCUUCUUUGUCCUCCUCAGGUUCACCGAAGAUCUCGAAUCCGAUACUCAUUCACAGUUCUAGCUCCAUGGUCGAUAGUCCGAUGAACAGCUUCAAUCAUCCCUCCACGUCUCCGCCGAUACCACUGUUUCGAAACUUCAGUAGGCAUCUACCUCCACCACCAACCUUCGCCUCGGCGAACAUAUGGUCGGCUUCUUCGGGCAAAUCUCGACGCUUGCUUCGCAAAUCGAGGAGUCCUCCAGCAUCAUCGAGCGGUUCUCCUCCUGAUGAGGAUCUAAAGUUUUUCUCGCCCGAUGACGUUGGACCAUCACAUCCAAUACCGAUUGGUGCUGACAGAAGGCCAUCCUGGGCUUCUUGGGGUACCUCGCCGUGCCCUACGUCCGACACUGCCUCCGAUCCGUCUAGCCUACUCUCCGAACUCUUGAAUGAACCUUUGAGUAUUCCGAAGCCUCUUGUCAUACGCAAGGCCGCAUCAAAGAGUUCUUUGGACAACAACCUUGCGGCGACAUCCACACACCACGACACAGCGUUCGAAAGCGACGUCUUCUCUCUAGGCUGUGUAUACCUCGAUCUCGUCACUUACAUCGUCAAAGGCAAACUUUCUGAUCUGCAAAAGUUUCGGGCCCAGGCGAAGGCACCCUUGCCCACCGAUACGGCCACCUUGCACACAUGGCUUGCUCACCUAGCAUCUGAUGCCAUCCGGCUAUCACCCACUGUUCAUGUACUAUCGGCUUUGGUGCCGAUAUUGGGCGUAGUCAGAGACAUGCUGUUACCAGAGCCGAGUCACAGACCUACUGCUCUAGCCAUUCGCGAUCGUAUAGCCGCUGCACUUGAGCAAGCCAACCUACAUUCUCUUUGCUGUAAGGAUCGGAACUGGGAUCCAGAAUUGGCAGCUCAGCAGCGACCUCGCAUGUCAACCAGGCGGCCUCCAAAAGCUACUGGGAAAGAGUCUACCGACACUAGCUUGGGAUCAGUCACGACCGAAAGCAGCGCGGAAGGGGGUGGUGAAUUUGCAGCAGAUGGCCCCGAUGUGAUCUUGAGGAGGAGUUUGAGUGUUGGCAGCGGAGUUAUGGAGAAGAAUGGAGGAGGCAAGAUGAAGAAAUUGGGACUUGGGUGGAUGAGGAAACCUCACGCCAAGGGGUUUUGA
Messenger RNA from Aureobasidium musti, 2298 nucleotides. Lineage: Eukaryota; Fungi; Ascomycota; Dothideomycetes; Dothideales; Saccotheciaceae. The record is from the annotation of a GenBank genome assembly.